Acanthochromis polyacanthus (spiny chromis) is the source of this 8911-nucleotide messenger RNA. It is a transcript of the gene mrtfba, whose product is annotated as myocardin related transcription factor Ba. Lineage: Eukaryota; Metazoa; Chordata; Actinopteri; Pomacentridae. The record is from RefSeq and is a predicted model, not a curated record. Gene Ontology annotation, biological process: smooth muscle cell differentiation.
CUGACCGAUAGCGUCAUUACGUCACUCUGCAUCCGAACCCAGACCAGUCGCAGCCAUUUUCCUCCGUGAAAUAAACUUCAAUCUCUAUGCUAGACGGGAAAAACCCCAAAUACUUCAGACGAUUCCGUUGACACAAACGGACAUCUCGCUGUGAGCCGCAGCUCGAAUGGAACCGGGUUUUCAAGUCUUCGCUAUUCGGUAGCAGGGAGACGUAACAUAAAGGGACCCAUACUCCUCUUGCUUCCCUCCACCCCAAUCCCCUCCUGAGGCACGAUGGAGCCCCAGGCUACCCAGGGGCAGCUAGGAGCAGAGGGGGAUUGUGGGAUGUCAAGUCUACUGGUACCCAGUCCCCAGAGCGAGGCGGUGACCCACGAGAUGGAGGAGCUGUCGCUGCAACCCACGCAGAGUCUUCCACCGCUCAAUGAACGCAAAAAUGUGCUGCAGUUGAGGCUUCAGCAACGGCGAACCCGGGAGCAGCUGGUGGACCAGGGCAUCAUGCCACCUCUGAAGAGCCCAGCAGCUUUCCAUGGGCAGAUUCGUAGCCUGGAGAGAGCCAGGACAGAGAAUUUCCUAAAGCACAAGAUCCGCAGUCGUCCAGAGAGAGCAGAGCUGGUCAGGAUGCACAUCCUGCAAGAAACUGGAGCGGAGCCCUCACUGCAGGCCACCCAGAUGAAGCUGAAAAGGGCCCGACUGGCCGACAACCUCAAUGAGAAGAUCGCCCAGAGGCCAGGCCCGAUGGAGCUGGUGGAGAAAAACAUUUUGCCAGUGGAUUCCAGCCUUAAACAGGCCAUCAUUGUAGGACAGGUGAAUUAUCCCAAGGUUUUGGAUGAAGACAGUAGUGACGCCCUGUCUCCAGAGCAACCAGCCAGCCAGGAGUCUCAGAGCUCUGUCCCUUCACCAGGGGACACCAAAAUGCCAGAGACACCUUCACCAGUCAUGGCACCAGCACCACCACCCAGUACCAUUCUGCAGGCUAUCCCAACAACAGACUUCAUGAAAGUUCUCUCCACCAAUGAGCUGCCUGCCAGCCGCCCAGCUGUCACUCCUCUUCAGCCAGUCACUACAGUUGCUCCCCCAAAACCAGGCCCAAUGCUGGUUAAACAAAGCCAGCAGAAAGCUGCGUCAGAGAAGAGUCGCAGUAAGAAGGGCAAAGAGCCAAAGCCGAGGGUGAAAAAGCUCAAAUACCACCAGUAUGUUCCACCAGACCAGAAGCAGGAGGCCAGUGAGGCGCCCAUGGACUCGUCGUAUGCCCGACUGCUGCAGCAACAGCAGCUGUUCCUGCAGCUGCAGAUCCUCAGCCAGCAACAGCAACACUACAACUACCAGACUAUAUUACCAGCACCUCUCAAACCUGUGGCAGAGGGUCAGAGCAACAGCGCCGGCACACUGCCAACUUCCAUUGUGGUGUCUUUGCCCACUGCACCUCCACCUCCCCCGCUGCCUUCAGCUCCGGCUCGGCCAAACAACUCGCUAUCCAACCGCAAGCCAGGUGUCUUGCCUGCCAACCUGGAAGAGAUGAAGGUGGCAGAGCUAAAACUGGAGCUCAAGCUGCGUGGCCUCCCUGUGUCAGGAACAAAGACUGAUCUGAUAGAAAGACUGAAGCCUUUCCAAGACAAUCCCAGCACCACUGCUCCUACCACCAUUUCUGCUCCUGCCACUACCGCCUUCUCCGCCAUCCCCAUGGAGGUCACCACAACUACCACCCCUGCCAUAGUACUUCCAGUCCAGCAGGUAACUCCAGAGAAUAUAAGCACCACGCCGCCGGUCUCACCCCUUCCCCCUGAGCCCUCCAUCCUCCAGCAGGAUGUAAGUAUGCCCGAGGCUCCAUCUGAAAUCCACAUGGUGAGCUCCGGUUCAGUAGUCCCACAGUCCUCACCUCUUCCAACUUUUCGCGUCCCAGAGGAAAAGGACAGGAGGCUCCAUGAGAAGGAGCGGCAGAUAGAAGAGUUGAUGAGGAAGCUGGAGCAGGAGCAGAAGUUGGUGGAGGAGCUGAAGUUCCAGUUAGAGGCAGAGAAGAGAGGUCAGGGUGGCAACGCUGCCGACUCUGUCUCUCUACCUCCUCAACUCACAUCUGUACCUGCCAUGAACUCUAUUCCUGCUGUCCUCAACUCAAAUGUAGUAAAGAUGGAGGGUACCGUCCUGUCAAACUGUUCGUCCACCACCGCUGCCAUCCCAAACUCAAUCCUCACAGCCCCCUUGCCAACAGUGGUGAAGUUGGAGGAUGUGACUGUUUCUUCUGGCAAACCACUGCAGCUUCAGACCCAAACCCAGCUCAUCACCCAGAUCCAGCCCCAAGCCCAGCCCCAAGUCACCACCAGCCCUCAGCUCAUGCCCCAGCCCCAGAAAAGUCCCAAACUGCAGUCCAAGCCUCAGUCGCAACCUGCACCCCCCAGCCUUCAGCAGUUCUUCAUCAGCCACCCAGGGGUGUCCCAGGUGCUGGGUCAGCCUCAGACCCUGUUAACUGCAUCUGGGCAACCUCAGACUCUGCUGACCACGACCGGCCAGGCUGGAACUCAGAUCCUCCUCCCUGUGUCACUUCCCAACAACGCUACUACAAUCCAGCUGCCAAGCACCACUGUCAGCCUGCAGCCUGUUCUACAGGCCACAGUCUCAAAUCCAGGCCUGGUCCAGGCUCCAGUUCCUCAGCUGCAAACCACUAAGAUGGAGAUGGCACCCAGCCAGCAGCCGUUGCUACAGACUUUGCCUAUGUGCAAUAACACUACUGGUUUGGAGAACCACAACAGGCCUGAGUUGAAUCCCCAGUGUUUCCUGAGGAGCUCCCCAGAAAACAGAGUCUCUCCACGGACUUCACCCAAUCGCCACAUCUCUAAUGGACCCCUAAAUAAGGCUCCUUCUCCUCAGCCCACCUUCAUACUGCAGCCCACCUCCCUGGUUGCUCAGCCUCCCAAGACAAGAGAGCCUCCACGCUAUGAGGAGGCCAUCAAACAGAGCCGUAACAUGCACAUCAACAACGUUUCACAGGUUCCCUUGGCAACCAGUCAGCAAAUGGAUGACUUGUUCGACAUCCUCAUAGAGAGUGGAGAAAUCACUCCAUUUAUCCAGCAGGACCCUCCAGUGCCUCUCACUAAGACCCUCCCAGUCACAGCCAACAUCACCACUCUUCCCGUCAGCACCGUUCUGUCCAGACCACCCCCACAGAUCCAGGUGGCUCCCCCUCCCAUCCUGAGCUCCAUCAUCAACCCCACCUUGCCCAGUCUGUCCUCUCUGGCUACAGACAAUCAGCUGGAGGCCUUCCUGGAGGGGACUCUGGCUGAAACUUCGCCGGCAUCAGACCCGCGCACGCAGGGCCUGAUGGAGGAGCUGCAGGCCCAGUUAAUGGACCAGCAGCCCUACUCGCCCAUGGACACAUCAGACCUGUCUUUCUGUGACUCCUCGCCUCCAUCCUCGCUCAACAUGGGCCUGUCUGACCCGGCUCUGGACAACAUGGAGUGGCUGGACCUCACCAUGCCUCCGGGUCCUGCCGGGGCGCUCACACCGCUGGGGAUCCCGACGGACUUCCUGGAUACGCAUGACCUGCAACUGCACUGGGACUGACGGAGGGCUGGGUAAGAAAGAUGGAGGAGAGUUUGCAGUGCAGCUGAGCCAGGCGAGAGAGGCGGAUGGAUGAAGAGGAAAAGGAAGGGACGGACAGCUGCAAAGAGGUUGGGUUACCACAUUUUAAAUAUAAGAAGAGAGAACAUGGCACUCUUAUCAGUGCAUCCAUACCAUCUGUAAUAUUCCCACUAGUCUCCAGGAGGAGAUGCUGUACAGGCUGAUCUACGAGGAACUACAAGUAGGAGUUUGCACAGCUUGAAGAGAGCCUGUUAUAGGCAGGAAAACGUCCGCACUAAGGUGAUCCUGGUCACUCAUAGUUUUUGUGAUAAAGGGAUUUUAGACAGCGUUGACUUUUUUUUGGUGUCUGAUGUCAUGAUUUUAAGGGUCAUUUACAGAGCCAAGGAGACAGAGCCAAAUUCAGACUGGUAGAACAGACUGUUUGUAAAUACAGUUCAAGCCACACUAAUGAAUGAAAUCGUGUCCAUUUUAUCGUCUAAGAGCAGUAGCUAAAUGUGUAAAAGGAUUUCUGGAGGUGGUCUGAUGAGAAGGCCUUUGUUCCACUGAAGCAUACUGUGCCGAAUGAGGUUGCAGAAGCUGGUGGCUACAACAGAACUUGGUCUAAAUGAUGUUUCAGACUACAGAAAGCUGUAAUUAACAAUUGAAAGGAGAUUCGAUUCUCAACAAAGAGGUGUUUGAGGCCUGCCCUGGGAUUAUCGGUGCUGUACUGACCACCUGGGACCGCUUAGGCUAAACCAGUCUAAGUGCUUUGAGACGUUACCUCGGCCUGUCUGAGGCGCUGGACAGUCGUGUCCAUCUGCUCCUUCUUGAUCCGAAGCCAGACGUCCUCAGUAAGGCAGUCGGUCACCAAGCCAAGAUGUAAAGAGAUUCCUAGAUGAGAGCAGGUCAAGCCUCUGUUCACACUGGUUCCACUUAACUGUGGAUGACAUGUUUGCUGACUAAUCUGAUGUGAUUGUAUCAGAUGUGACUGUUUUCUUCUGACCUAUCAUGACCCCCGCCGGUCAAGCUGAACAACCAAUGACUAAAAAAAAGAUUCGACGAGAGGAGGGAGCUCCUCCAUCAAUGUGAGAGCUAUGCACUAAAGAGGCUGAGAGGUCAGACGGUUCGCCUCAUCCACCUCAGAACAAGGAAAUGUGAACACUGCAUAUCUAAAGUGAUCGGCGUACGGAUCACGUUGCCACCUCUGGAGAUACCGCAGCUUUCCAAGUCUCUUAUUUUGAAUGUACUUUUAAAAAAAUAUCUAAAAAAAUAGGACUUAAAAAAAGUUGGCAGCUUUUUUUUCCUCUGAUGAUGAACUGACAUACAACAGCAGAAAGGGAACAAGUAUCAGUUUAUGCAGACGCCUCUCCAUAGCAGGUGUGCUGUGAGUUAUAUCAAGGAAUAAAGAUGUCUUUGACGAGCUUUAUAUCUAGCUGUCCUACAAUAUCCCUGCACUUUGUCUCUCUGUGUGUGUGAGUGUGUGUGUGUCAGGAUGGGAAAUAACUGCAUCACUAGCCUACAAGCAUGCUAGUUAAAAAUUGCCUGCAGCUGAUGAGCUAGUUUGCUUUGCUAGUCCUUUAUCAAGCAACCGACAGCCCGUUGGAGGAAUCAGAAUACUCUAAAGCAAUGUCUGGCUGGUGAAAUAGCCAAACAUCUGAUGCAUCAGCUACUGCAGCCUGUAGACAACGUUAGAUUCCUGACCGUGUGUGAGAAGCAAGCAUGUUGUGUGCGUGCGUGGACUUGUCUUCCCGUCUCUUGCAUGUACAUCUGUGUCUCUGUGUGCAUGAUUGUAUUCACGUUUAAUCUCUGGCUGUUUCAAGCUCUUUCUCAGCUUUUGCCAUGAAGUUGUCUGAAGAAAUUUGCUGAUAUCAAAUCUAACCAUUUGCUAACCACUCGGCUUGUUCCAAAUUUGGCUCCUUAAAAGGCCUCUGACUGUUUUUCUGUUUGAACGUGUCGUGUUGUUUGGUUGGUGUCCUGCAGUCGGAAACACACAGACACUUUUAAGGCUUGAGGAGCUGGUAAAGAUCGCUUUUUGUUUUAACUUCGUUUUUAAUUGAUCGCCUCAUAUUCCACUCACUGUUUCUGUUCACACCUGAAUAUUGAGUUACUGAUUUAGCAUCUCAGUCUAUAUAUUCUUUGGGGACUGAUGCAGUUUAACUGUAUGGCACUUUGAAAUAAACCUUUUGUCUUUUUUUUUUUUUAAAUCGGUCAGUGAAACCUCGUUUACGUUUUAAUUUUAAUUUUUAACCACUCUAUCCUGUCAUUACAUCCAUGGGCAGUAGAGGGCGGCGCUGCUCUUGUCUCUUUACGGCACAUUUUCAACUGCAACUUCAGGGUCAUUUCAAACAGCAAAAAAACCUGAAACGAGGCUGACUUUUUGUUUUGCGUCUUAAAGAACCGUAUUUUCUUGCCUGCAUGAUGCUGACUCGCUGUCAGCGAUAAUGCAGAGACCUGAGCACACUGAUUGAGAGCCCUUUACAGUGUCUUGUCAGAGCUGCUGCAGUUAAACAUUUAUCAUCUGACCAGGCCGAGACACACGGAUGUGCUCAAUCCAAAAUGUCUGACCACCUCUAAGAGUUAACGCCAAAUACUGUCCGCACACACUUUCUUCUGGGCUUCUAGUGUUGUAUUUUGUUUCAGGUGCUUUCUACGAGCCUGUGUUAAAGGUGGAGUAAGACAAUCUCGAGAGAGUUUGUUGAUCCAAAACACAACAGCGUAAAAACUAGAGAGAGUUGCAAAAAAAGCUCCUUUCCCUGAGUUCGGGUGUCUUGGUCCGUGUCUGUAAGCAAAGAAGCAGAGCAUGGUGGUGCAGAAACAGACUUUUUGCUCACCGUUUCGAAAAUUCAGUUUCUUUAUGUAACUUGCGCAGUUUUUUUCUUACUUAUAAAUAGGAUUGAUGUUGUAAGACAGGCAAUGACAAAUGUGCAAAAAAGACAGAAAACUGGAUGAAAACUUGUCUGAAAGUAAAUAAAAUAAUACAAAAUAAUAAAAAAAACAAGCAGAAAAAAGGAUAACUUGUAAGGUUAAUUUCUAACAUAAAUAUAGAUGUAAAGCUAGAAUAUUAACCCUCCUGUUGUCCUUAUUUACAGGCACCAAAACAUAUUGCUCCCUUGUCUGAAAGAAAUCCAAAAAUUCAGCAAAAAAAAAAAUCCCAAAGUUUCUGAAAAUUUGCAAAACUUUCAGGAAGAAAAUUCCAGUAAUUCCUUCAAAGUUUCCCUUAAAAGUUUGGUUUUUAAAAAAUCCCCCAAAUUUGGCUAGAAAAUUCUUGUAAAUAUUUUCAAAAAAUUAGUAAAUAUCUUCAAAAAAAUCCUAAAAAUAUCUAAAGUGAUUCCAUAUAUAUCAGUAAAACUUUUAAUAUUUUCUUUAAGAACAUUCACAUCAAAAAUGAACCAAAAUCCAUGUGUUCUUAAAGAAACAUUUUUAACAUUUCUUUUUUUGUACCAAAAAAAUGUUCAAAGAUUUCCCAAAAAUGUUGAAAAUGUGGACAUCAGAAGCUUCACUGUGAACAUUCCCCCCACCCCCACCCCCACAUUUUCAAACUUUAAAUCGGGUCAGUUUUGACCGACACGACGACACGAGGGUGAACACCACUAAGAGCACGUCUUUAGUAUGGAACUUUUUUUGCCUUUGGCAUUUACAGUCAAGCCUGAAAUCAUUCAUACCCCUAACAAAUUUUCACUUAAAAUUACUUUUAAACGUAAAUAAAAGCUGAAAAAUUAUUUUUUCCAAAAUGACGCCUCUUGUACAUCAUCUUAUCUUUUGAGAAACACCUGUGUCAUUCCCAAUCCAAAAUAAUAAUAAAAAAUUUGCUGAUUGAAUAAAAGUAACUUCAAGUCAAAAUUUGCUAGAAGUAUGAAUAAGUUCAGGCAUGACUGUAGUACCUGCCUAUACUGAGUCCCAGUUGAUAUAUUUUAUUGUAGUUUAAUAGUCUACAGAAUUCACUGUCGUUUAGAAAAUGUGACAAAAUAUGGACUUUAUAGGGUUGUCCUGUACACAAGCACAAACUCCCUGUUGGUGGUUGGCUGAAAUAGAUUUGUAUAAAUCUGGAAGAGCCACUUUGUUUGUGUCCUCAUUUACAGAAGCAAAGCUGUGUUCAAACGUAUUUUUUAAGCGUUACGCAGAGCAGACAGCCAGGGUGGACAUUUAUCCACAGUUUGACAUGAGGUGUGUUUGGGUAGAAAGUCUUUCUCCACCUUUAAGUUCCUGGUCUCCUCUGGUUUGUCUACUUUUGUCGCAUCGAGGUGUUUGGACCUCAAACUACCUGCUUGCAUGUCUGGUUGUAUUUCUUCGAUUCCACUUUGCAACGUGCUGUGCUAGACCAACAGGAAGUUCAUGUAUCUUAGACGACAAGUUUGUCUUUUUCUUCUUCGGCAUGUCAGCUUUAGAGCUGUCAUAUUUGUUUUUUGUUUGCCAAAAAAGGCAGUGGAACAUGUUAUUGAAUUUUUAUUAAUUUUGUGACAUUUUUUUAAACAAAAUAUUUAUCUCUUUUUUUUUAGGAUUAUGAGUAAAAUUUAAUCUUUUUUUCAUGCUUAUGUUAAAUCUGUAAAAGAAGACUUUGUGUGUAUAUUUUUGGUUUGCAGAGGUUUUUUUUUUUUGUUCAUUUUAUAUUUCAUAUCAGACGUACACAAAUCUCAUGGCUGCAGUAAAUCUCCACAUGUCUGUGAUUUACGCUCGAUGUGACGCCACUCACCGCUCGCCAUUGUUGGCUGCUGACCGGCCAGACAAGGACAGCUAAAAGCAAUAAUGGCUGCUCUCCCCGUGAUGUACUGCACUGUAUGUCAGAUCCUGCCUUGAUUUUAUUAACAUGAGAGCCUUUGCUCCAGAGUAACAGAGUUUAAAAGCACGGCAUAUCCGAGUGUUUCAGCGGGGGGUUUGUUGAAUAACCCUCUUAUGUGUGGUAGAUUUGUGGAAGCACCAUCAGUCUGAGGAACUCCACAGGUUCUUUUCGCUGUCGACUUCUUGUAGCGCGACAGCUGCUGGCUCAGGCUUCCUGCCAUUGAUUUCAGCUCCUCCUCAUUCACCUGCGCCGCUUAUCAUCACGUGAGCGUUUUUUGGUGUUUUUUUUUCUGAGCGAGAGAUCGAAGCUCUCGGGUCUCCGCCGUCAUCAGCUGAUUUUACAGCGAAGGAUUUGCGUUGUUCAUCGUAGCCGAGUCUCCUCUCUGUCUCCGCCACCCACGCCAUGCCUCUUGUUUGUAAUGCCAUAUGUUUUGCACAUUGUGUACAUAUUUAUAUAGAUGUAAUGCAUAUUUUUAUACAUGUGUAACAUCCAUUGGGCUCUCUAUUUUGUAAAUACUCAAAAAGAUGUAUAUAAGUACUGUAUGCUUUUAUGUGUCAAUAAAAUUUGGUGUACUGUGAAUAA